Messenger RNA from Aspergillus versicolor CBS 583.65, 819 nucleotides. RefSeq lists its product as uncharacterized. NCBI's taxonomy places the organism in Eukaryota, Fungi, Ascomycota, Eurotiomycetes, Eurotiales, Aspergillaceae. The coding region runs from base 1 to 819 and encodes 272 amino acids. The record is from RefSeq and is a predicted model, not a curated record. The transcript is spliced from 3 exons.
AUGCUCAUCUUGGUCGCUGGCAUUACUGGCUUCGUUGGUGUUCCGUGCGCCAGGGCUGCUCUUGCGCGUGGGCACAAAGUCCGGGGCCUGGCUCGAGAUGUUAAUAGAGUCCCUGACGAUGUCCGCGAUCAGCUCGAAGGUUUUGAGACUUUGUCCGGCAUCUAUGAUAUUGAUGCAAUGGAUGGGCCGGCGGCAGAGCGCGCAGGAGUCAAGGUAUUCCACGCCAGUUCUUGGAAUUAUGACUGGAGACUUUCCCCGGGAACGCAUGAGAUUUAUGAUGACAUCAGGGCCUUUGCUCAUCAUGCUGAGGUCAGUUCGUCUAUCAGGCCGAUUUACAUGUUCACCGGCGCUAUCGCCGACUAUUAUUUCUUUAAGAGCCCGUCCGAUUGGGAUACAGAGACGAAAACGUUCAGCUUCCAUGGACCUUCCACAUUCUGCACUCGCUACACCACAGCGGAGGAUAUAGGCAACUACGUACUGGAAGCGGUCACUGCUCCGGAUGCUGCCAAUGGAGGAUAUAUCUUUGUACAGAGCUUCGAGGCUUCUCCGGAAGAUAUCAUCAAGACGUACAAUACUACCAAAGAAGGAAGGGUCACGGCGAAGCUUAAUUGCUUGGGAACUCUGGCGGAUGCGAAGGCGAAGUUGGAUAACGGCAGAGCCAAUUAUGGGAAGAAAGAGUGGUAUAAGUAUAUCUGGUACUGUUACCAGUAUCACAUCCCGUCUCGCUCUUGGGAUUACGAACCAGUGGAUGUUGCCCGCUUCCCGAGCGUCAAGCAAAGCAGCUUGGAACAGUUUUUCCGCCAACACCCAGCCAUUUAA